CUUGCCGAAGAAAGUUGAGGGAGGUUCAGAGAGAGAGGCAACUGGGCUUUUCUUUUUUUUAACACAAUGGACAGCCAGGGAAGGAAAGUGGUGGUCUGUGACAAUGGGACCGGGUUUGUCAAGUGCGGCUAUGCAGGCUCCAACUUCCCAGAGCACAUCUUCCCUGCGCUUGUUGGGAGGCCCAUCAUUCGAUCGACAGCCAAAGUGGGAAACAUUGAAAUCAAGGAUCUGAUGGUGGGGGAUGAGGCCAGCGAGCUGCGCUCCAUGCUGGAGGUCAACUACCCCAUGGAGAACGGCAUCGUCAGGAACUGGGAUGACAUGAAGCACCUGUGGGACUACACCUUCGGCCCAGAGAAGCUCAACAUUGAGUCCCGCAACUGUAAGAUCCUGCUGACUGAACCUCCCAUGAACCCAACUAAGAACCGUGAGAAAAUCAUUGAGGUGAUGUUUGAGACCUACCAGUUCGGAGGAGUCUACAUUGCUAUUCAAGCUGUGCUGACACUGUAUGCACAAGGCCUCCUGACUGGUGUGGUGGUAGACUCUGGCGAUGGUGUGACACACAUCUGUCCGGUGUAUGAAGGUUUCAGCCUGCCCCAUCUGACGAGACGCUUGGACAUCGCAGGCAGGGACAUAACCCGCUACCUCAUCAAGUUGUUGUUGUUGAGGGGUUAUGCCUUCAACCACUCUGCAGACUUUGAGACCGUGCGCAUGAUGAAGGAGAAGCUGUGCUACGUGGGCUACAACAUCGAGCAGGAGCAGAAGCUGGCGCUGGAGACCACUGUGCUCGUUGAGUCAUACACGCUGCCAGAUGGCCGUGUGAUUAAGGUGGGUGGAGAGCGGUUUGAGGCCCCUGAGGCUCUGUUCCAGCCCCACCUCAUCAACGUGGAGGGUGUCGGAGUGGCCGAGCUGCUCUUCAACACCAUCCAGGCAGCCGACAUAGACACCAGGUCUGAGUUCUACAAACACAUCGUGUUAUCAGGAGGAUCCACCAUGUACCCGGGCCUGCCGUCUCGACUGGAGAGGGAACUCAAGCAGCUGUACCUGGAGCGUGUGCUCAAGGGAGACGUGGACAAGCUUUCGAAAUUUAAGAUCCGAAUCGAGGAUCCUCCCAGGCGAAAGCACAUGGUGUUCCUGGGUGGAGCCGUGCUGGCCGACAUCAUGAAGGACAAGGACAACUUCUGGCUGACCCGGGAGGAGUACGAGGAGAAAGGAGUCCGUGUGCUGGAAAAACUAGGAGUCACCGUCAGAUAAAGCACUGAACGGACAGACCAAACACAACACGCACACGCACACACAUACACACACACACACACACAAUACAUGCACAUAUUUCCCCCCCCCCUCGCCCCUGUUGCAGAGUAUAUAUCUAUUUAUCCUUCUUCUUCUUCUUCUUCUCUCUUUCGGCUCUUGAUGCUCCUCAAACAUCAGAGGGAAUCGAGCCGUCACCUCCCUUGCUCUCCUCCUUCUCUCUCUGCCUCUCCUCUCUCCUGGUUUGGGAUUGGCUGACCCUUUUUUUUUUUUUUCUUUCCUGCGAAGCCCCCGAGAACCAAUUCCAUCUUUUGCAGAUUUCCACUCAGACCCCUCCCUUUCUUUAACUAGGAAUAGAAGGGUUGACGUUGCCCUGCUGAUUGUUUUUAUUUUUUAAAGUCUGAUUUUCAGUCUGGUGCAGAAAGUUAAAAAAACCAGGGCGGGAAAAACGUUAACGCUGCAGCGCGUUUACCUGCCGUGUGAUCAAAGCAAACGAGAAUUGCUUCUAGUUAGAUUCGGCAGGUAAACCGCGGAGACCCAACAACCCGCUGCAGCACCACAGCGAGUGUUUCAGAAAGCUUAGUGUCCUCUCCCCCUGAUUUAAACCUCCUGAGGGGGGAUAAAAUGAUGCAAAGUUUAUAAGCAAACUCGUAGGUAAUAUCACAAUCAGGGUCCACCACAAACAGCCACGGGCCGCUUUCAGCAUCUGUUCCAGGUGAGCGAGAACUGAUCACAUUUUUAUGUCAGUUUUUAUAAAUGAUAUCAUGACUUUUCUUUUCUGGGAGAGGGAUUACUUUUUUUUUUUUUUUGCUUUUACUUUGUUUUUUUGAUGGAUGUAUGAGUUCAAUUAAUAUCUUUAAAUUUUUAAUUUUUUUUCUCCCCCCCUUUUGUUGCUGUGCACUACUACCAUUGUAAAUGGAGUGUAUUGUGGUAACAGAAGUUCCUCCAUGUUUUUAUGAAGAAUUGAUGGUUGAUUUAUAAAGGGACAAGUACAUAAAGAAGAAAAAAAGCCCCUGAGCUUUGACAUCAGUUGUGUGACGGUACUUUAGGGUUUUUUGGGGGUUUGGUGAGACAAUGAUGGUUUCCGGUGGGAGUGAUGUUAUUUGUUCCUCAUCAAACGGGCCUCGCCUCUGCUUCUGCCUCCUCUGUGGGUGUAAAUCUCAAGCUGAAUGAACGGAUGUGAGCUUGUUGUAGCAAUGUUAGAGACUGCGGCGACGCUAUAGCACCACAUCUGUCGUAUUCCUUCAGAUCCACCAAAUCAGAGGCAGCGGCAGGCUGAAGAUGAUGAACUGAUUUGAAUCUGGGCACAGAAGUAAAAAAACUAACAAAAAAACUGUAUUUUAUUGAUGUUGAAAUGCUGUUGAGAGCAUAUUUAAAUUCUCCAGUCUUUCACUCCCAACGGUCGACUUAAGGAAUACUGGAGGCACUUCUAUUUUGAGUAUGACAAAUGUGUAUAUUUUUUUUUUCCUCUUUCCACGAACUGUAUAUCCAGUGCCAAGUGCAGUUAAUGUUAACUGGAUCUCAUGUUUUAAUGUCUUUUUUUUUUUGUCACUGUUUUUGUUUUUAUUUUCCUGUGUUGUUCAUAGCAUAACUGCCUAACGCUGAUUUAAAUAAAGAAAAGUGAU
Messenger RNA from Scomber scombrus (Atlantic mackerel), 2873 nucleotides. RefSeq names its product actin-related protein 2-B-like. Gene Ontology annotation, biological process: Arp2/3 complex-mediated actin nucleation. Gene Ontology annotation, cellular component: actin cortical patch; Arp2/3 protein complex. The coding region runs from base 67 to 1251 and encodes 394 amino acids. Gene Ontology annotation, molecular function: actin filament binding. NCBI's taxonomy places the organism in Eukaryota, Metazoa, Chordata, Actinopteri, Scombriformes, Scombridae. The transcript has 9 exons. The record is from RefSeq and is a predicted model, not a curated record.